AUGGCAUGCGCGUUCCCCAUAUUAGCCGUCAGCUUUCCAGGCCUGCGUAUCCCUGCACCAUUUUUCUUCGCGAUUCGCCAUUUCGGCACCGGGGUGCUCAUUGCGACCGCCUUUGUGCAUCUGCUGCCCACCGCCUUUACCCUCCUCGGGAACCCGUGCCUCCCUGAUUUCUGGACAGACAAGUAUACCGCAAUGCCUGGUGCCAUGGCCUUAGCGGCUAUCUUCAUGCUGAUGCUCGUCGAGAUGAUAUUCCACCCUUCUCGUCGUCAGCAGCCGGCAGCUAACCGUGGUGGUGUUCGUGGUGAUCCUCUGCCCCCGACCGAGGCUACAAUCCCUCCUAGGAUCAUGGGCCCUUUGGCUGGCAGGUCAACAAGCAUCGGUCGAAGCUUGUCACAAAUCGACCGCCAGGACGAAGAGCGGCAGAUCACCGAGGAGCAAAAGCUGCGAGACGAAAAGCGACAAAGGGACAUUAUGCACUGCGUCAUGCUGGAAGCUGGGAUUCUGUUCCAUAGCGUCUUCAUUGGCAUGGCCUUGAGUGUUUCCAUCAACAAUGAGUUUGUCGUACUGCUUAUUGCUAUCGCGUUCCACCAAACGUUCGAAGGGACACCAUUCGGUCAAGCUAUCGGUCUUGCAACCCACUCGUUUUACAACCAGGACUCUGAGGUCGGACUUCUGCUUGUCGGUUCUAUGAAUGCAAUCUCAGCGGGGCUGCUCACGUUCCAAUCUCUCGUCGAGCUGUUAUCCGAGGACUUUCUCAGUGAUAAUAGUUGGGAGGUUCUUCGUGGUCGACGUCGUGUCUACGCUUGCCUGAAUGUUUUCAUGGUAUCCAACGGCCUCGCAGCAGCGGAACCUGUCAGCGGCAACACAACUCAGCAGAAGUCACCGAUCAAGUUGGACAUUAUCGUAGUGGGCGCAGGUAUCAGUGGUCUCGCGAGUGCGAUAUCAUCAGCACAGUCCGGUCACAAUGUAACGGUGUUUGAAUCAGCAAAGGAGCUCCUCGAGGUUGGUACAAUCAAAGCUCACGUCACUGCUCCCCAUUCUCGAAGCAUGGCCAUCCGAUGGGGCCUAUCAGACCGGCUGUGGAGAGAAGCCGCGGAGCCCACCGCACUCACAGUGCAUCGGUACACGGGCAAGGUCCUCGCGCACGAGGACAACUUCCACAAGAACAUCCGGAAGAAGUACCAGGCGCCCUUCCUGGACAUGCACCGCGUCGACCUGCAGCUCUCCCUGUACGACAAGGCCAAGGAGCUGGGGAUCGGGUUCCACCUCGGCGAGAAGGUCGACUCGAUCGACUUGGAGCAGGGCGAGGUCGCGACCGAGUCCGGCAAGAAGGCGAAGGCCGACAUCAUCGUCGCGGCGGACGGCCUGUGGUCAAAGUGCCAGACGUGCUUCCUGGGCAAGCAGGUGCCCCCGCUGCCGACGGGCGACCUGGCGUACCGCGUCGUGCUCGACCUGGCGCAGGUGGCCGACGACCCGGAGCUGAGCGCGUGGGUGAGCAACCCGACGGUGCACUUCUGGAUCGGCCCCGGCACGCACGUGGUGGGCUACUCGAUGCGGGCGGGCAAGAUGUACAACCUCGUGUUGCUCUCGCCUGACGACCUGCCCGAGGGCGUGAGCCGCAAGCCGGGCAACCUGGAGGAGAUGAAGGCGUAUUUCGCCGAGUGGGACCCUGUCUUGAGACGAUUCCUGGAGAAAGUCGACGGCGUGGAGAAGUGGAGGUUAAUGCACAGGGAAGAGUUGCCAUCUUGGGUCAAUGACAAGUCAAAUCUGGUUUUUGUUGGCGACUCGUGCCACCCAAUGCUUCCGUAUCUUGCUCAGGGCGCAAAUUCUGCAGUGGAGGAUGGAGCCGUCUUGGGCCAGCUUCUAGGGCAUAUCAACACCAAGGACCAAAUCCCCCAAGCUCUCCGAUUGUAUGAGAAGCUGAGAAAGGCAAGAGGAGAUUCCAUUGUCAGGGAGACCUUCAAACAGCGACAUGACUUCCACAUGCUAGAUGGCCCUGAGCAGGAGGCUCGUGAUUCUUUGUUUCUGUCUACUCUGGGUAAAGAGCUGAAAGGACCGUUCCCAAGCAGGUGGACAUGCCCAGAAGUCCAGCCAUGGUUGUAUGGUUACGACGCGUUCAAGGAAGUGGAGGAUGCCGUCAAGCAGGAGCCAUUCCUUUGA
Messenger RNA from Diaporthe citri, 2160 nucleotides. RefSeq lists its product as uncharacterized. The transcript is spliced from 8 exons. Gene Ontology annotation, biological process: transmembrane transport; metal ion transport; secondary metabolite biosynthetic process. Gene Ontology annotation, cellular component: membrane. Gene Ontology annotation, molecular function: monooxygenase activity; FAD binding; metal ion transmembrane transporter activity. Lineage: Eukaryota; Fungi; Ascomycota; Sordariomycetes; Diaporthales; Diaporthaceae. The coding region runs from base 1 to 2160 and encodes 719 amino acids. The record is from RefSeq and is a predicted model, not a curated record.